CCUCUGCCUGUUGACACUGUGGUAAAAACUCUAUAGCUGAUUUCUCUAUUCAUGACAACUGUACAGGCUGAAUUUAUAUACAACUCACCGGAUUUACAUUAGAUUCGAGAUUAAAGGGAGGUAGAACUGUCGCUUCUUGAGCGACAGUUGUGUUGGAGCCUUUUGGAGAUUUGUUCAUGUAAAUAUCAGACAAGACAAGGACACAGUUUUUACACUCAGUGAUACAUUAUUCUAUUUAUAUGUAGCAGCUAUACUCGGCGGUUAUGCUAUACCUGGUUUGUUAGCUUUGCUUAUACGGAGCUAAUUAGCCAAAAAAUUAAUAGCUUUGUGAACUUAGCGUUUACAACCCCCUCCCUUUCCUUGCUCCACCCUCUUGUUCAAAUAUGGUCACUCCCGGCUCCAGAAAAACAUGAUGAAUCAUCAAUAUACAGAAUUUGUGCCUCGAAUAACAAACGAACAUUACGUGGGCUACGUCACCGGCCACAAUGGUUUCAUGUAAUCCCAUUAACCCUGAAGAACUCUCUCUACAUGCCUCCUUUUGCUUUUAUUCAGAACUCAAGAGGUUAGAGUCGCAAGAAAAAUCAAGUGCCGUCUGCACACAAAUGUCUUUAUGGGCUAAUGGAAACACAUGCACACACACCCAUCCACCUAUGUCAUAAGGUGGUGGUCAUAAAGGGGGCGAUAAGCAGGCUUCACAUCCUUAUCACCUGUAGCUCCACCUUUACACCCUCCACCCCACUAAAGCUCUGGGAUAUAUUUAAACAGAUUUUUGUUCUCUCUCUCAUACUGCUGAAGCACAACGCUGCACUGCAAGAACCAACAUCAUCACUUUUUCAUCUUUCCAUCAUUUCUGAGGGAACAGUUGAAGUGACAGGAACCUGAGGAGAACCUGGGAUUUUAGUCUCUUUUUAGUCUUCUUUAGAGUCUCCCUCCAUUUUCAGACAUCAUGUGCACAGGGUCGUGUUCGAAGUUUAUCGCUGUCCCCCUCUACGUCCUGGCCCUGGUGUCAGUGAUCUGUAACAUCAUGCUCUUCUUCCCCGGCUUUGAGACAAAGUAUGCCUCCCAGGAUGAUGAUGGCAAAGACAAGCUGACCGAGGAGGUGAAAUAUAUGGGAGGCCUGAUCGGAGGAGGAAUCAUGGUCCUCAUUCCUGCCAUCCACAUACAUCUGACCAGCGCCAAGGGCUGCUGCGCCAACCGUUGUGGGAUGUUUCUGUCCAUUGGUUUUGCAGCAGUCGGUGUCGCCGGCGCCAUCUACAGUCUGAGUGUGGCAGCUCUGGGUAUGGCUAACGGACCUAUGUGUCUCUAUCAGACGGAUGGUGGGAAUUCCGUGUGGGGGACACCUUUCGCCGGCGGUAACGGGAGCUACCUAGGCGAUAAGGAAAUGUGGAACUGGUGUAAAGAACCUGAGAACGUGGUAGAGUUCAAUGUUGGACUGUUCUCCACUCUGCUGGUGGCCGCCAGUCUGGAGCUCGUCCUCUGUAUCAUCCAGAUGGUCAACGGGCUGUUCGGAUGUCUCUGUGGGACCUGCUCCGGCAAAGAGUAAGCUGAACUAAAACUCAACAAGACCUCACAAUAAAGAUCAACAUCUUCGUCAUCAUCAUCGUCAUCAACAACAACAUCAUCAUCAACAUCCACGUCAUUAUAAUUAUCUGCCAUUAAGACUUCCACAGUUCAACUGUCCUUUUUUUGUCUAUUUUUAUACCGCCAAUAAUUUAAUUGGGAUUUUUUUAAGACGAAUGACUGAAAGAUAAAUAAGCAAGUCGUAGUCGUAUUUAAUUUCUCUUAAAUGACUUUGAUCAUUUGCUGUCAGUGUAUUCUGUAUUUGUGUCUGUAAAUUUGUU
Messenger RNA from Notolabrus celidotus (New Zealand spotty), 1841 nucleotides. RefSeq lists its product as uncharacterized. NCBI's taxonomy places the organism in Eukaryota, Metazoa, Chordata, Actinopteri, Labriformes, Labridae. The record is from RefSeq and is a predicted model, not a curated record. Gene Ontology annotation, cellular component: membrane. Bases 947 to 1543 code for a protein of 198 amino acids. The transcript has 5 exons.